Colletotrichum acutatum is the source of this 807-nucleotide messenger RNA. RefSeq lists its product as uncharacterized. The transcript is spliced from 3 exons. The coding region runs from base 1 to 807 and encodes 268 amino acids. The record is from RefSeq and is a predicted model, not a curated record. NCBI's taxonomy places the organism in Eukaryota, Fungi, Ascomycota, Sordariomycetes, Glomerellales, Glomerellaceae.
AUGGCCAACCCCCAAACCCCAUCCACCGGUGCCGGCGCCGGCGCCGACAUCCUCACACCCAACACCAACGCCUCCAACCUCAAGCCCAUCACCAAAAUCAGACUCCUGCCCUCCAAGCCCAUCCUCACCCCGCCCACAACAACAGGCACAACCACCCCGAAGCCCGGCACCAAGCCCAAGGCUAUCAAGCUCAAGCUCAAGGCCUCGUCUUCCUCGUCUUCAGCCUCCGCCGCCAGUCGCCGCCGGAAACUCCACCGCCACGAAAACGUCGCGGGCUCCCGUCGUUCCUCUGAGCCUGGUACUCCGGUAUGCCCAGCCGUAGCAGCAAGCCUAGCAUCAACAGGCACAGAGGUAACAGAGUCAACAGUCUCAGAGACGCCGACCCCAGAGGCACCAGCAACAGCACCACUCACAACCUACGCCUCACCCUUCACCUCCCUCUACACCACCAACGCCCGCGUCGACCACUGGCUCAACCAGCAAGUCGCACUUCACGCGGCCCGCGUAUCCCCCUUCUCCGCCUUCUCUGCGGCGGCGGCGAUUGCCAACCCCAAGAAGAAGCCGAGGAUCCUCAUCUCGACGCGGAAUCUCGCGUGGAUGAGAGCGGGUCCCGCUUACGAGUUGGAAGGAGAAGCAGAUGAGGCCUAUUACCAAGAUUGUGUUGAGUCCGAGUUGGAGUCAAUACAGGAGAAGAAGAAGAAGAAAAGGCACGAGGAACAAUGUCUUGUCUUAUCGGAAGCAUACGGUAUACCACACCCAUGGGGCGUUACGGCAUCAGAAACGACUACAGAACGGGUUCCCACAUAG